CAUUUCCGUGUGGAACCGCCCCCUUCCGGAAGGAACGGCCCAUUCGGAGGGGGCUCCCUGAGGCAGGACAGCCCAUUCCCUUGAUCGAUUACCACUCAUACAAUGACAAAAAUCCGAAAAGGACGUCCGAUGCUGGAAAUCCGAAACAAAUGCAGAAAUUGCCGGAAAAUCUCGGCAGGUCUGUGGAGAGAAGUCAGAGUUAACGUUUCGGCUCCAGCUACCCUUCUUCAGAACUGAAUUCGAAGCGUUAAUUCUGAUUUCUCUCCACAGAUGCUCAGAUCUACUAAUCUUCUCCGGCAAUUUCUGCUUGUGCACUUUACGUCUUUUACAUGAACGCACGUCAACGUUGAUUGAUGGCCCAACCAUCAAAUCGGAAAGCUACAUCCACGACAACCGAAAGAACUGUGGAUGCUGUAAAUUAGGAACGAAAACAGAAGUUACUGGAAGAGCUCAGCAAGUCUGGCAAUAUUUGCGAAGGAUGGGUUACCGGACCCGAAACGUUAAUCGUGAUUUUUAUUUCCCCACAGACGUGUAGAGCUUUUCCAGCAACUGCUGUUUUUGUAUGGGCUACAACCCGCCCACUGCUCUGAUUGAUGGCAGAGCAAACCAAUCGCAAAGCAGUAUUUAGGCGGCGGGAUGUACCGUUGGUUGUGGGCUUGACUGGCCAUUCGGAAAGAAAUAUCUAACCUAGGCCCGAUCACCCGCUUGAUUGACGGCAGGAUUGGCCAAUGGGAACACGCACACUCUGGAUUGAUCGCAUGAUAGACCAAUAAAAAGGCGACAUCUCCUGGGACGCAAACCCCAUACACUUGAUUGACGGCACACCGGACCUAUCGAAAAAUGGUAACUGCCUCCACGACCCCGCUACUGAUUGACGGCAAGCUAAACCAAUCGGAAUGCAGCGCCGGCUCCGGCCAUCUACCUUUGAUUGACGGCACCACCAUUUAUUCGAAAAGAGAAACCGGCGCGGGCCCCGCCCAUUCACCUUAAUCGACGGCGCGAUAAGCCAAUAGAAAAGCCAUGAGAUGGAGCCCUUAGACUGUGUGGACUGAAAGAAACUUUAAGCAUUAACGAAGCUGCACGCACUGGAUCCUCUUUCUUUAUCCUCCUCCCCGCUUUUUGCAGGAACUGUUUUCACUUUAUCUUGGGACUUUAACUUUGCGACUCUUCUACAGGACAGAAGCUUCUUUGAAUGCAUUUGCUGAAAUCCUGAAGAUAUGAGACAAACGAUCAUUGGAACCAGUGCGCUUUCACUAAUUCUUGGCCGCUUGUCUGAUCAAAUUAAACCCAAACAGCGUAUGAGGGGUCCGAUUGCUGCUUAAUGUGGACUCUUAAAAAGAAUCCUAAGAAAUACUCAAUGUGUCAAUAAAGUUGAGUGCAAGCAGAACCAUGUGGCGAUUGCUUACAUUGAAGUUUGGUCGUUUGUACCGUUGUCUAAAGUUCCUAUUUGUGGUGAGUCUGCUGGUUUUUACAUUGUUAAAUACACAUUCAUUUAUUGCCUCAUUUCAGAAGAAUGAACUUGCAGAUCGUCGUUUUAUUAGCCUGAACAAGUGCCCGGCUUGUUUUGGUACCAGCUGGUGUCGUAAGUUUAUGAAUGGGCAAAUCACUUUUGAGACAUGGGGUCGUCUCCGAAUACUGGACUUUUUGAAUGUGAAAAAUGUCUAUUUUGCUCAGUAUGGAGAGCCAAGAGAAGGUGCAAGACGUAUUGUUCUAAAACGCUUGGGCUCUAAUCAAGAACUGGCUGAUAUGGACCAAAAAGUCUGCAAAAGGGCUAUUGGGCGCCCUCGUUGUGAUGUUACGCAAGCUAUUUACAAGACUCAGUUUUCCCGUUUAAAUGGUGAAGUUCGGUUACUGACCCCAGAUAUUGUGGAGGGGUGGUCAGACUUAGUGCAUUGUCCUUCACAAAGACUCCUAGACAGAAUAGUACGCAGGUAUGCUGAAACAAAGGAUUCUGGAAGCUUUCUAAUGAAAAAUUUGAAAGACUCUGAGCGGAUGCAGCUACUUCUGACUUUGGCUUUCAACCCAGAGCCUCUAGUUUUCCAGAGCUUUCCAUCAGAUGAAGGAUGGCCUUUUGCAAAGUACCUUGGAGCCUGUGGGAGAAUGGUGGCUGUAAAUUAUGUAGGAAAUGAACUUUGGAAUUUCUAUAAUGCACCCUGGGAAAAACGAGUAGACUUGGCCUGGCAAUUGCUGGAAAUCGCUGAACAACUCACAAACAAUGAUUUUGAAUUUGCGCUGUAUCUCCUUGACGUCAGUUUUGACAACUUUGCUGUUGGACCGCGAGAUGGAAAGGUCAUUGUGAUUGAUGCUGAAAACAUCAUUGUGGCAGACAAAAGAUUAAUCAAACAGAAUAAGCCUCAAAACUGGGAUGUAUGGUACGAGAGCACAUUUGACGAUUGUGGAAAAGAAGCCUGCCUGUCAUUUUCCAAGGAGGUUUUGUGUUCGCGCGUUACAGUUGACCAUAACUACUAUGCCAUUUGUCAGAACCUGCUCUCUAAAUAUGCCACAUGGCGUGGCACAACCGGUGGGCUUCUGCACAGCCCUCCCGUAGAAAUUGUUAGAGCUGGCAGACUGGAGGCCUUGCUCGAAGAAUGUGCACACCCAAAGAAACAAUACGGUCGAUUCCAGGCAGCAAGAGAAUUGCGAGACUACCUUGCAAAGCUGAGCAAUAAUGUAAGGUAGCUCAACAUGCAUAGGUUGUUUUUCAUACUGCUCUAGGUUUGAGAUUUGAAUUGACCAUGAGAGUUGUUCCUAUGUAGAAUGUAAAAGUGUAUUGAAGGAUACCUUGCAGAAAUGGCACUACGUUGUGUUAUAAUUCAUGCUUGGAACAACGAUGGACAUCUGCAAACCAGUGUGUAGGACUGAUUAUCUGAUUAGAGCAUUGAGCUAUUAUUGACUUGUUCUCUGCUUGCCUGCAGAGUAGUUCAGAUGAAGACUAGCAGGUCACUGGCGAUAAUAGACCCUGACAGGUUUAAUGAUUGCACAUGUGUCAAAGGGCAAUUGACAUAACACAGCAUUACUGUCACAAUUUGUGAGGCUGAUGCCUUUACUGAGGAAGCCUUGCUUCAUUAGAAAGCCUGUUUAAAGGCUUAACCUACUGAUGUUGUCUUGAUCCUGUCUAUAUUUUGAAUAAGGAAAGCAUUAAAAAUGUUUGUAUUGAAAAAAAACUUACUGCCAUCAAAAUGUAUGUGCAAAGUUUUGAUACGAGUUUGCCCAUAAUCCUUUGCAAAUAUGUGAACAUAUUUCUAAUUUAUGUGUAAACUAAAGCACUGAGAAAAUAUGGCGUUGGGGUAUACUGUCCAAAACCUUAAAGCAUUCCCUCAUCACCAUUUAAGCAAUAAUUUCAUGUCUGCAAAAGAUGCAAAGAGGAAAUUCCCAUUAUUUGUAAUUAUUGCACAAGAAGUCUGUGAGCAUGAAAUAGUGACUUGAGGUUAAUUUCUUUUUGAAGCAGCAGCAUCAAAAAAAAUGUUUUGAGCAUCUUUGAGUUAGUUAAAAAAAAAUUCAAUGUGGCUAGUUUGUAAAUAAAAUUAGGGGAGCUUUCUUUCCACAAGGAGUAAGGGAGACAGACACUAGUAUUUGAGCACAUGCCAAAGAAUAAGAAUUGUCCCAAAAACUACCCUUCCCUUGUAGAAGAUACCUAUUUAUUGCAUAAAAGCAGUGAAAACAUGGUGCCAAGGAAUUCAGUGGCUAUUUAUAUAUUAAAAAUGCAUUUCCUAAAACAGGAAUAAGGUUUUUGCUUGCAAGUUUGCAUUUGCCAUGUGCUUGACUGGUAUUUUUUUAAUUGAUUUACUGGGCUCACAUAGAAGGCACUUGCGUUCUGCUGCAGCUUAAUAUUGGUCCAGUAUUGUAAUUUAAAAUUUGGUUAGGGUCUUGAUUUUUUUAUUUGUUCAACUAACCUAUAUUAAUUUUUUUCCAACUUAAUCAGUUGUGUGUGUUUGGCACGUUAAACAAAAAGCCUCAUAGUUUGUGUGGAAAUGGAGUGGAAAAUCUGUUUUUGCUACUGAUUAGCUGAAAUGCGGCUGUAACACCAUUACCAGCUACUUCCAUGCCUGUGGUUCAGUCUGGAUAAAUGUUAAACUAUUCCCCAUAAAGUAAUUUUGUGACUUUAAUCUCCAUUUUAAAACGUGCUGAUGCUUUUCAUUCUAAAACUAGCUUGAGUUGGCUUCAUUGCAGGGAACUGACUGCUGCAGUAUCACCAUGAAGUAUAAUAGAAAGCAAUAGUGUUUGUUUCUCUCUUAUUUCCUAAGCAUCGUCAAACACUGAAGUAAUCAGAUAAUGAUCUGUUUAACGGUACAAAUGUAGAUUUUAUUGUGUACUUAACAACUUAUUAGUAAUGACACAGUUUACUCCAAAUUUGGAUUUUGUAGGUUUGUAAAUGCUGGAAAAUGCUGUCUUCACUUUAUUUUGUACGUUCUCAUUUAGUUUCUAUGUUUUAUCAUAAUUGUUUGAUUCACUGUGCCUUUCAUUCAAAAGUUGUCUUUAUAACUUA
Messenger RNA from Stegostoma tigrinum, 4486 nucleotides. It is a transcript of the gene dipk2ab, whose product is annotated as divergent protein kinase domain 2Ab. The transcript has 5 exons. The record is from RefSeq and is a predicted model, not a curated record. NCBI's taxonomy places the organism in Eukaryota, Metazoa, Chordata, Chondrichthyes, Orectolobiformes, Stegostomatidae. The coding region runs from base 1390 to 2679 and encodes 429 amino acids.